GCACCUGCAGUCUUUUCGUUAUUUCGUCGAGAAAGAAGUCAGGGGCUUUGGAAGAUGUCGGGUCGCGGCAAGACAGGCGGGAAGGCACGAGCCAAGGCCAAGUCCCGUUCUUCCAGAGCCGGGCUGCAGUUUCCCGUGGGCAGAGUCCAUCGGCUGCUGCGCAAGGGAAACUACGCCGAGCGCAUCGGCGGCGGAGCGCCCGUUUAUUUGGCCGCGGUGCUCGAGUACCUCAGCGCCGAGAUCCUGGAGCUGGCCGGCAACGCAGCCAGGGACAACAAGAAGAGUCGGAUCGUCCCGCGCCACUUGCAGUUGGCGGUGCGCAACGAUGAGGAGUUAAAUAAGUUGCUGGGCGGUGUGACCAUCGCGCAGGGCGGAGUCUUGCCCAACAUCCAUGCCGUCUUGCUGCCCAAGAAGACCGAAGCUCUGCAUAGCGCGGCCGCCGCCAAGGCCGCGGCCAAACCCGUAACCAAGGCCGCCAAAGGGACCAAAAUGGCCCUCAAGGCCAGCAUCGCGCCCGUUGCAGUUCAGUAAGGAGCAAAUGGCAAAAAGUCCUGCCGAGGGCGACCAAAUAUCCAGACCCAAAGGCUCUUUUCAGAGCCACCUACAACGCUCAUGGAAGAACGA
This is a messenger RNA of Podarcis raffonei (Aeolian wall lizard), 624 nucleotides long. Its product is annotated as histone H2A-like. The record is from RefSeq and is a predicted model, not a curated record. Lineage: Eukaryota; Metazoa; Chordata; Lepidosauria; Squamata; Lacertidae. The transcript has a single exon. Gene Ontology annotation, molecular function: protein heterodimerization activity; DNA binding; structural constituent of chromatin. Gene Ontology annotation, cellular component: nucleosome. The coding region runs from base 55 to 531 and encodes 158 amino acids.